AUGUCGCAAGAAUAUUCAGCGAUCGUGCUAGAUAAUGGCUCUUGCUCCAUCAAAGCAGGUUUUUCAGGAUGUGAGAAUCCACAAGUAGUUUUUCCAUCACUCAUUGCUUCUCCUUUAAAAUCCAAAGAAUCUGAAAAUAUCAAAGAAAUAUACCUUGUGGGAGAUGAAGCUAAAAUUGACAGUAGAAAGAAUGUUAUGGUCAGAUAUCCAAUAGAACAUGGAGUAGUGACGAAUUGGGAGGGGAUGGAACAGAUUUGGCGUCAUGUUUUUAGUCAAUUACAGGUGGAUUGUGAAAAUCAUCCUGUUUUAUUGACUCAACCUCCUUGUAAUCCAAAACAAAAUAGAGAAAAGAUGACUGAAAUAAUGUUCGAAACAUUUAGAAUACCAUCCAUGUAUGUUUCUAUUCCUGCUGUAUUGUCCUUGUUUGCAACUGGGAGGACAACUGGAAUAGUUUUAGAUUCUGGAGAUGGUGCGACGAAUAUUGUUCCAAUUUUUGAAUCACAUGCUUUAGAAUAUGCUGUUAGGAGAUUGGAUUGGGCAGGUCGUGAUUUGGAUUAUUAUAUGUCUAGAAUUCUAAGUGAAAGAGGGUUCUCAUUCUUUACACGAGAGGAAAUGGACAUUGUGAGGGAAAUUAAGGAAAAACUGUGUUAUGUUGCAUUGGAUUUUGAUAAAGAAAUGGAAAAUACAUCAAAUAGCUUGGAUGUUGAUUAUGAAUUACCAGAUGGUAACAUUCUCACGAUAGGAAAUGAAAGGUUUCGAUGCCCAGAAGUGUUUUUCAAACCACACUUAAUAGGAAUUGAAGAACAAGGCAUUCAUGAGGUGAUAAUUAAUUCAAUUGGAAAGUGUGAUGUGGAUAUAGGACAUUUGAACUUGUAUGGGAAUGUAGUUCUUUCAGGAGGAUCCACAAUGUUUACAGGAAUUGGAAAGAGGCUACAAAAGGAAUUAUCUGAACUAGCUCCUUACUCUAUGAAAAUUUCGGUUGUUGAUUCCCUAGGGUUUGAUAGGAAAUUUUUGUCAUGGAUUGGAGGUAGUAUCCUAUCAUCAAUGACUGCAUUUCAAUCUGAUUGGAUAGUAUCAAGAGAAUAUAAAGAAGUUGGAAGUAGCAUCGUUCACAGAAAGUGUUUCUAA
This is a messenger RNA of Naegleria gruberi, 1128 nucleotides long. RefSeq lists its product as uncharacterized. Bases 1 to 1128 code for a protein of 375 amino acids. The transcript has a single exon. The record is from RefSeq and is a predicted model, not a curated record. NCBI's taxonomy places the organism in Eukaryota, Heterolobosea, Eutetramitea, Acrasida, Naegleriidae.